GACCAUUACUGUAUCAGAGCUUGAGCUAGCGCUCAAGGAAUUCAUACUAAUCUAUCAACACCGCACUAUUCUAAGCGAUGCUAUGAUGAUCAAAAAGGCAAAAUUGUUAGCGGAUGAACUAGGAGUCCCUGAAGGCAAAGAAGCAGGUUCUGUUAAUGAGGAUGUUAUUACUGAAUCCUUACCUUUAUUGCAAAGGCGCAAAAAAAAUAAGGAACGUAUUUCUGUAGCAUUAUGUGCGAAUGCUGAUGGAUCCCAUAAGAGCAAUACUAAGGCUUGGAUGUUUGUAAUUCUUUUUCAAGAGUGGCUUCAGGAUUUUGACCACCAAAUGUUGCAGAAGCAUAGGGGCCAGCAUGUUCUUUUACUUCUUGACAAUUGUUCUAGUCAUAAAUUAGACGGGUUAACUCUCUG
This is a messenger RNA of Racocetra persica, 408 nucleotides long. Lineage: Eukaryota; Fungi; Glomeromycota; Glomeromycetes; Diversisporales; Gigasporaceae. The record is from the annotation of a GenBank genome assembly.